CGUCAAAUAGCACUAAAAAUUUGUCACUUGAGCAGGCAACCUACCGGGGUUUCCGCAAUCAGCAGCUUCCCUCGCCCCACGCUUCGAGAUCUCCAGUUGGCAUCUUGGGGUUCUCCUGGCCUCUGGUCUCUGGCCUCCGACCAACCAUGAAAACGUUCAUUUGGGGCCCCUUACGCCUCGGGGGCGGGGGCUCGAGGGGACGCGUUGCUCUUGUGUUUUCUGGGGCGUUGCUAGAGCUGAUAUGGGGCCCUUCUGCUCCCCCACCGGCGCUCCCACAACUCGAGUUCCCUCCACCCCCCGUAGGUUGCCAGCGCCCCAGCCAGGGCCUGUACGCCUUUAGCCCGGGAAUGGGGGUGUCCUUCUCGCAGAAGGGAAGUUUAGCACUGCUUUACACCAGUGCUAAACUUCCCUUCUGCGAGAAGGACACCCCAUUGCCGGGUAAAGGCGUACGGGCCCCUGGCAUCGGGCGUGGCAACCUACGGCGGUGGAGGGAACUGGGAGUGGUGGGGCGCGGUGGGGGAGCAGAAGGGCCCCAUAUCCUGAAGGACCCCCGGGAAGCCGCAACACUGGAGUAUAAGCAGCGGGGCCUCAAGCCCCACCAUGCGCCCUCGCCCCUCCCGACCUCAAGGCGGGAUACACCCCCUCUAGCAACAGCACCAGCAACAGCAAGAGCAACGCUUUCCUCCUCGAGCGCCGCCGCCGAGCGCGUCAAGCGGCCCAUAAACGCCUUCAUGGUGUGGUCGAGAGGCCCAAAGGACGCAAGAGGCCAGGAGAACCCCAAGAUGCACAACUCGGAGAUCUCGAAGCGCCUGGGGGCCCGAGUGGAAGCUCCCGGGUCGGAGACGGAGAAGCGGCCUUUCAUCGACGAGGCCAAGAGACUGCGCGCCGUCCACAUGAAGGAACACCCAGACUACAAGUACAGGUACCAGCCCGAACCCUAG
Messenger RNA from Penaeus monodon (black tiger shrimp), 941 nucleotides. Its product is annotated as transcription factor Sox-13-like. Lineage: Eukaryota; Metazoa; Arthropoda; Malacostraca; Decapoda; Penaeidae. Gene Ontology annotation, biological process: regulation of DNA-templated transcription; anatomical structure morphogenesis; cell differentiation. The record is from RefSeq and is a predicted model, not a curated record. Gene Ontology annotation, molecular function: DNA-binding transcription factor activity, RNA polymerase II-specific; RNA polymerase II cis-regulatory region sequence-specific DNA binding.